Peromyscus eremicus (cactus mouse) is the source of this 813-nucleotide messenger RNA. RefSeq names its product matrix metallopeptidase 7 (gene Mmp7). The coding region runs from base 1 to 813 and encodes 270 amino acids. Gene Ontology annotation, cellular component: extracellular matrix. Gene Ontology annotation, biological process: collagen catabolic process; proteolysis; extracellular matrix organization. The record is from RefSeq and is a predicted model, not a curated record. NCBI's taxonomy places the organism in Eukaryota, Metazoa, Chordata, Mammalia, Rodentia, Cricetidae. Gene Ontology annotation, molecular function: metalloendopeptidase activity; zinc ion binding. The transcript is spliced from 6 exons.
AUGGCAACUAUGCAACUCACCCUGUUCUGGACUGUGUGUCUGCUGUCCGGCCACCUAGCCCUGCCCCUGUCUCGGGAGGCUGCCGAUGUGAGCGCGCUGCAGUGGGAACAGGCUCAGGAUUAUCUCAGGAAAUUUUACCUUCAUGACUCUAAAACAAAGGAGGCCAACAGCCUAGUGGUCAAACUCAAGGAAAUGCAGAAGUUCUUUGGCCUGCCCAUGACUGGAAAGCUAUCCCCCCAGAUCGUGGAAAUAAUGCAGAAACCGAGAUGCGGAGUGCCAGAUGUUGCAAAAUAUUCCCUAAUGCCAGGCAGUCCAAAAUGGCAUUCCAGAGAAGUCACCUACAGAAUCAUGUCCUAUACUUCAGACUUACCACAGCGCAAGGUGGAUCAAAUCGUGGCGAAAGCUCUCAGAAUGUGGAGCAAGCAGAUCCCACUGAAGUUCAGGAGGGUUAGGCGGGGGACUGCAGACAUCAUGAUUGACUUCGCAAAAGGAGAUCAUGGGGACAGCCUCCCGUUUGAUGGGCCGGGAAACACACUAGCUCAUGCCUUUGCGCCUGGGCCAGGCCUGGGAGGAGACGCUCACUUUGACAAGGACGAAUACUGGACUGAUGGUGAUGGCACAGGGGUGAACUUCCUGCAUGCUGCCACCCAUGAAUUUGGCCAUUCUCUGGGUCUGGGCCACUCUUCUGACCCCAGUGCUGUGAUGUAUCCUACCUAUGAAAAUGGCAACCCAGAAGACUUCAGACUUACAGAGGAUGACAUUAAAGGCAUUCAGAAGUUAUAUGGAAAGAGGGAUGAUUUGUGGACGAUGUAG